GCGAAUGGGAAGCCAGCUGGAGUACAACGGAGUCGUGACGCUCACCGAGUGUUAUGUUGUUAUGAAGCGCAGCAGUGUCGUGAAAUCGAGGUGUAAGUUGUAGUAGGUGAGUUUAAGGCAACAGCUAAUGACUAUGAAGAAUAGCACAGGUUUAAGUGAGUGUUGCAGGAUGUCAACUUGAGCAAGUUUCACCAAAGGCAGUCCGGAGACGACGGGACGGCACAGAAUGGGACACCCCAAUGUGCCACUAUCCUACAAAUAUGCACGAUCCCACAAAGACAGAUGCAGAUCCACUCGACUGCAGCCUUACACACCAAACGACAACUUGAACAAUGCAUUAGGCGCUAUCAGGGUCCUUGGCGUGGAGCUGAUUGAAGAUGAACUUAAGCCCCAUCUGAACACAGUGCUGACCAAUAUCAAGGAGAGGAAGAAAGGCGCUGCUGAGCAGGUAGUGAUCAGUGGGAUCCUGCCAAUCCUGGCCCUGUCUCUGAGGAGCAGAGGGCCUCUCGCUCCACUGACAGCCAAGCUACUGGCUGAGCUCGCCAAGGAAUCUGUGAUCCGUAAAGGUUUCGGUGACUUGGGUUUGGUCACGGCUCUGCUGUCGGUGCUGACCAGUACGGACCAAGAGCUGCUUCUUCACGCUACCAGGACCAUCUCACACAUGUCUUAUGACAGCCCUAAACAGCAGGAGCUGCUGCUACGCCGAGGCGCCGUGCCUCGUCUUGUCGCCAUCCUGCUCCGAUGUCCCAGGAAGGAGCCCCUGGAGGGGGCGUGCCUCCAGGCCCUCUGUAACCUCAGCGGCAUGGGACUGGCAGAGGAGGCCAGCCUGGUCUGGGAGAGGGGAGUGUCCGUGAGGCCCGGGGAGUCUGUGUUUCACGGCGUCUCUCCCCAAACCUGCGGUUUCGCCUCCUCCGUGACCCUGGUCCGCGUGUCUCAGUGGGGGCCAGGUCAAUACGCCGUCAACAUCGAGGUGUUCCAGCGCUGCUCCUCCUCCUUCUGGAACCUUCACGGGAACCAACGGACUGCUCGCUGGUUCCCGUUCUCCAGCUUGGGGAGCUAUUUAAAUCUGUAUAGGUUGAUGAAGUUCUCCACAAGGAACAUUUCGCGAACGAAAAGCCUGAAGUCUCGCGUGUUCCACACUUUCCUCUGACAGCUUGAAGACUGCAAAAAUGGUGGCCUAAACUAACUUUGCUAUAAAACCCAGAGGGGAUAAGAGGGAUAACUGAAACCCCUCUGACUCUAACCCCCUAGUUCAUAAGCACUGAAUCAUCAAAAGGAACUCUACCAUAACCCUGGACGUGUACAUCCACAAAAAAAGUCUGUGAACCCUUUGGAAUUACUUGGAUUUCUGCAUGAACUGGUCAUAAAAUGUGUUCUGGUUGAACCUCCUUUGGCAGCAAGAACCUCAACCAAACAUUUCCUAUAUUUGCAGAUCAGAACUGCACAACAUUCAGGAGGAAUUUUGGACCAUUCCUCUUUACGAAACUGUUUCAGUUCAGCAAUGUUCUUGGGACGUCUCUGUUGCUCUCUUGAGGUCUCAGUCGGGUUGAGGUCAAGACUCUGACCAGGCCACUCCAGACCGUGUAUUUUCUUCCGUUGUUCAUUUACUUAUGUGCUUUGGGUCGUUGUCCUGUUGCAUCACCCAUCCACCGUUGAGCUUCAGUUGGCGGACAGAUGUUUUUUAGUUUUCCUGCGGAAUGUCUUGAUAAACUUGCGAAUUCAUUUUUCCAUCGAUGACAGCAAUCCGUCCAGGCAAAGGCGGCAAAUCAACCAUGACGCUCCCUCCACUCUAUUUCACAUUUAGGAUGUUGGUUUUGAUGUUGGUGUGCUGUGCCAUUUUUUUUUCUCCAAACAUAGUCUUGUUGUGUUCUUUCCAAACAAUCCCAUUUUGGUUUCAUCUGUCCACAGAAUAUUUUACAAGGUGCUCUUUUGCAAACUUCAAAUGUGCAGCGAUUUCCUCUGUUGUGUCCUCCCAUGAACUCCAUUCUUGUUUUUGUUUUUUUACUUGUUGUAGAUUUGUCAACAAAAAAUGUUAGCAUGUGCUAGAGAUUUCUGUAAGUCUUUAGCUCACACUUUAGGAUUCUUCUUCACCUCAUUGAGCAUUCUGUGCUCAUGCAGUCAUGCUUACAGGACGCGCAGGGAGAGUGGACACAUGAAAGUCAAGACUUUUAGAGGUACUUUUGUAAAACCUUUCCAGCUCCAUGCAAGCCAGUCGUAGAUCUGUGAGCUCUUUUGCAUGAGGCAUGGUUUACAUCACGCUGCUUGAGAACAGAAAAUUCAAAACUCGUGUGUGUGUGUUUUGAUAGGGCAGGGCAGCUUUAACCAACGCUUCCAAUCUCAUCACAUUGAUUGGACUCCAGUUUGGCUCACUCCAGGCUCCAAUUACCUCUUAGAGAAGCCAUUAGCCCAGGGGCUCACAUACCUUUUCCACCCUGCACUAUGAUUGUUUACAUGUUGUGUUCAAUAAAAAACGUAAAAACGUCUAAUUUUUUAUGCGGUAUUAGUUUAAGCAGACUGUGUUUGUCUAUCGUUGUGACUUAGAUGCAGAUCAGAACACAUUUUAUGACCCACUUAUGCAGAAAUCCAAGUAAUCCCCAAAGGGUUCAGAUACUUUCUGUUGCAACUGUAAAUGUCUCUUCACUAUUGCUGCUGACUUAUCACAGUUUUGUUUUUAUUGCUUGGCGUCAAUUGAAGUUAUAAAUCAUAGGAAAUUGUGUAUACGCAUGAUAAUGAAAGUGCUUGAACCUAAUAUUUUUGCUUCUUUCUAUCUUUGACACACACUUCUAAUAAAAUACCUUUAUUUUU
Mugil cephalus (flathead mullet) is the source of this 2805-nucleotide messenger RNA. RefSeq lists its product as uncharacterized. The transcript has 5 exons. Gene Ontology annotation, cellular component: cytosol. The record is from RefSeq and is a predicted model, not a curated record. The coding region runs from base 227 to 1150 and encodes 307 amino acids. NCBI's taxonomy places the organism in Eukaryota, Metazoa, Chordata, Actinopteri, Mugiliformes, Mugilidae. Gene Ontology annotation, biological process: positive regulation of GTPase activity. Gene Ontology annotation, molecular function: protein binding; guanyl-nucleotide exchange factor activity.